Molecule: messenger RNA, 1005 nt
Organism: Scaptodrosophila lebanonensis
Lineage: Eukaryota; Metazoa; Arthropoda; Insecta; Diptera; Drosophilidae
Product: mucin-2-like
Exons: 3
Coding region: 1-1005 (334 amino acids)
Source: RefSeq, a predicted model, not a curated record
AUGCGAUCAAAAGAUGAUGCUAAGAAAUGGAGUUACUUGCUCUUCCACUCUCUGUUUAUUGGCGUUCUAUGGACAUUGCCAGCGGCAAAUGCGUUUUGGUGGCCUCAAACCGCACCAACCACAACCGAAGCACCCGCAUCCGCACCCGCACCCGCGAUGAUGCAGCAAAUCCCGCUCACCUAUUUCCGCACCUAUACGUACCAGCCGCUGCCGGGUAGUCCGCUAAGCUUUCCAUUCUUUGGCUUUGGGGCGGCGCAGACACCGCUCUUGUCGAGUCCACGCUACGAUCCGUAUGCCAUAACCAGCUAUGCCGCCGCCAGACGCCACGAUGCGGGCAAACCGGGCGUGACGCCGCCAGCGCUCUCCAGCAGUCCACCGAUUAGCAGCACAACUACAGCGGCACCCACGACGACCACCACACCGACGACUACCACUACGAGCACCACAACAACGACGACGACUACUCCUGCACCACCGACUACAACGAGCAGCACAGAGCUGCCACCACUGCCGCCCCGUUUCGCCUACCAGUCGGACUAUCCCACGUACAGUCGACGGGUGAAUAAUCUGUAUAAUGCCCGACCGCAAUACCCGUAUCCGGAGUACUUCAACUAUCAGCCGCAGAGCACCACCCUGAUGGACAAGAGUGGCACUCGCAUUCAGUUUGUGCCCUGCAUGUGUCCGGUGAGCGUCGCCGCCAUGCCGCCGAGCUCUGCUGCCAGUGGCUCAGGUGUCACCAUCAGUUCCACGGCUGACUCCGCAUCUGCGGAGAGCGCCGCACAAAUGCAGGCUCGCAACAUGGAGGACGAUGAUGAGGAUGUUGCUGCCCAGGCUCUGACUCAGGCUCAGGCUCAGGCACAGGCUCCAGCUCUGACAGCAGUCACUGGCGAGCAAAAUGCUCCUUCGACGCCGGCCAAUCCGGCCGGCAACACCACGGCCAGACCCAAAUUGCUGAUUGAGGCACAGGACACCACGCCGGCCGUGGACUCAAAUAGUCUCGUCUAG